Musca vetustissima is the source of this 8541-nucleotide messenger RNA. It is a transcript of the gene Nup358, whose product is annotated as E3 SUMO-protein ligase RanBP2. The record is from RefSeq and is a predicted model, not a curated record. The transcript is spliced from 5 exons. Gene Ontology annotation, cellular component: nuclear pore; cytoplasm. Gene Ontology annotation, molecular function: protein binding; GTPase activator activity. Bases 49 to 8541 code for a protein of 2830 amino acids. NCBI's taxonomy places the organism in Eukaryota, Metazoa, Arthropoda, Insecta, Diptera, Muscidae. Gene Ontology annotation, biological process: intracellular transport.
GCAAUUGUUUAGAAGCGUCAAACAAAUAGCCCAAGCCCAACAGCGAAAAUGUACAAAACCAAAAAGGAUAUUGAUGCCCAAGUGCGGACUGUUUUUGCCAAAAUAAAAUCGGAACAUGAGCGAAAUUUACGUGGUUACACCUUUGCAAAAUUCUACUUUAAAAUCAAUGAAUACGCAUCAGCGGAACAAUAUUUAUGCUCAUAUCUAUCCGUCAAAGAAGACAAUGAUCAAGCUCACAAGUUACUCGGUCAAUGCUACCAGCGUCAGAAAAAAACCGAAAAAGCUCUACAAUCAUUUCAACGAUCACUGCAAUUGAACCCGAAGCAACAUGAUGUCCUUAUCGAAGUGUGCCAACUGUUACUUGAGGAUAAAAAUCUUAAUUGUAACAAAGCCAAAUAUUGGUGCGAAUUGGCUGAAUCGGAAAAGGUGCAACAUGAUGCAGUAUUUUCAUUGCGUCUCAAACUCAUGAACAAAGACAACAUUGAGGCCAAUCAGGUUGAGGCUCUAUUGCAAAAAGAGAUUUCCAACAAACCCAAUGAUGUUCAUCUAAGAGUGCGAUUGGUGCGUUACUACGUGGAACAAAAUCAAAUAUUGGAUGCUUUUAAAUAUGUGCAUAAAUUGGAAAUGCGACAGAAGGAUGAGUUCGUCAAUAGCAGCGAAUGGUACAAUGUGGUUUGGUUGGUUCUCAACAAAUACGAACAAAUGCCGAACACGAAGAAAGAUUGGGAUUUCUGGUUACUGCUUGCCCUCUGUUUGGAACGUCAAGUACAGAUUUCCUUCCUUAUGACAUCCAAUUCAUCCUUGGUGGGUGGUGGUGUUACCGAAACGGCAAAUUUGCUAUUCCAGUUCGAUCAAUAUUUGUAUAAAAUUUCACAAAUUUCGGAUAAAUUGUGUGCCCAGAAAGAAUUGGUUGAAUUAUUUUUGAGUCAUUAUCGUGGACAAUUAUUGCUGCAUGCCAGCGCUUUGAUAUUCAAACGGGAAUUGUUACAGAAUAAAAACAAAUGGAAGGAGGCGGCUCGUGCAGCGUUGCCCUUGCUACUGCUGGCCUAUCAAGAAAAUGCUACUGACAAAAAGGAACCAUGGAUGAAGCACUGCGAUGAAGAUGCAAAUCAGUUGAUCGCUGUGUGGCAGCGGGAAGGAUCAUUCCGUUGCGCUCAAGUUGGUAGAACUUUGCUUUCAUGUAUUCAAGAUGAUGCCAACGCCAAUAAGGAAAACGCUCAUAACGUCAACAAUUUAAUGCGUAGUCAACCAUCUACACUGUGGAGCAGUGGUGACGAUUUAUUGGCUCAAGUUAGACAGAUUUGUUGUGAUCGCCAAUGGCGACGCAAUGUGUUUGCCCUGCUGUUCUGCAACAGCGACCAGAAAGUCAAGGAACAAUCAUCCCUAUUUGCCAAAAGUGAGAAAUUCAAUGAACCCAUUUACGAGCUGCCAACAUACGCUGAUCUCGAAACUUAUGAAGAAUCCGCCCAAUACCAUCGACCACAGUCACUUCAACAUAUGGUCUACUUGUGCUUGGGAAAUGAUAAUCUGGCCUAUGUGCGUGCCAAAUACUUCAGUGGACUUAAUUUCUCUACACAAAAUCUUCUGUUCUGUGGAGCCGAAUCACUAAAUCAAUUGGAUGUCGAGAGUUUCUUAUACGCUGCAACAAUACAGGCCAAGAGAGCUCUGGAAGUGGAUCGUGAGGCUUUCGAUAGCUAUCAAUCGGGUAACAGUUAUGCUGCUGGUAGGCCAAAAAUAUUACCCUUUGUCAAUUUGCAACAUCAACUAUGUUCGGAGGAACAAUGCCAAUGGUGGAACAGUGCAUAUUUGGUCUAUAAAAAUCUGAGUAAUGGCAGUAAUUUGGCUGAACUUCGAGCCAACCUACAGUAUGGCAUUGAAGCUGUACGUGGUAUUAAUGGGCCAAAAUUGGACAUGGCCAUUGUUUUCAAAUUGGGACAGAUAUUUGUUUCGAGAGCUCAAGACAUUGUGAAGCCUGUGGAGAAGGCUUUCCUUGAAGCAAGGGCUGAGUCAAUCUACAAACAUGGUCUUAACAUGAUGAAGAUGCACAAUAAAGCUGUGCUGGAGCCAUUCCGCAAGUACUUCAAAUAUGCCAAGGCCAAUACAUCAGCCGUUGAAAGAGAAGUAGCAUCAAUGGCGGAGGACGCUGUAUCGUAUCUUGCAACGCGCUACUUCAAGAAAUCGGAAUAUGAAGAUUUGAUUGAAGAGCUAUCAGGUAUCCAGCUUCCAUAUGCCACAUACUUGCAAGCCGAAGCCUAUCGAAAAUUGGACGAAGCCAGUAAGACACCCAAGAAAAGCAAGCGUUUGUAUUUGGAUCGCGCCUCGGAUUGUUUGAACCAAACAUUGGCUUUAUUAAAGAGCAGUGCUCAUGCCGACCCUAAUCAUCCACUGAACUCGGUCAUUCACGACGAAAUCAAGAGACUUCAGCAAUCCUCAAAUCGCUUCUUAAGUGAUUCUUCGACUAAUUUCAGUCCCAUUACUGGCCACAACAAUUCCAGUACUUAUGAAGAUGCCGAAGCAGAUUUCUAUGCCGAAAAUUCUAUUCUGCCUCCCGCAAGCAUCCUGAAUUCCAACCGUUCGAGACGUGACACCCUGCCCAGCAGUGCAAUGUUAUUGCAACAAAAUCAAGAACUAGAAAAUUUGGUUAAACAAAUGGCCUCGAACCUUACCCUACAGAAGGACGCCAUUGUUGACGCUCUUAAAACAGAACUUCGCGAAGUAACUAAGGAAAUUAAUGAGCUCAAGGAUAAAAUGGCAAAUUUGGAAGAUGCCAUCAAAAAAGUUCGUAUUUCGUCAAAUCCUCCCUCAAGAGACGACGCCUCCAAUGUAUUGGAUGACUUAUACAUUAUUGAGGAAACUCUGCAACAGCAAAUGUAUCCACAGCAACAACAGCAGCAGCAAACACAGCAACAUCAAACUAAUCAAUAUGGUCCUGGUCCGGUGAGUGGAGCUCCCGGCAAUAUGCUAGCAAAUUCUCCAUUUAUGACUCAGCAACAACGGCUACAGGCUGCCGCAUACAACAGUCCCAUGUUUCCUCCUACACCAAACUAUCCUCUCAAUUUCUAUGGUCAUGCUCCUCCAUAUAUGAUGGCUCCUCAGAGCGGUGGACCGCAGAGUUUGGGUGCCGGAAGAAAUGCUGGUCUGCCUGGUAUGCCGCCCUAUUUAGACCCAACAGUGCAACCGGGUGGUAUGAACUUCAAUAUGCCACCACAGUCGACACCACUACUGCCACCGCCAAAUCAACCACCAAAUAUGACAGGUGCUACCGAUCCUUCCAGGCAAAGUAACUUGUACAAUCUUCUGCAACAACCUCCCGUUGCAAUGACACCAACAUCUAUUGCUACCUCCGGAAUGCAACCUACUUCAUUCUCCACUCCAUUAAGCCACAACAUGGGUAUACCUCCGCCAUCUGGAAGUGCAUUGGGUCCGCCACAACAACCUACCACAGCACCCAUAUCCUUUAAUAAAGCUCUGAACAGCCAACCAGUCGAGAAAGGACCUCCAGCUAAUGUAGUUAUAACAAGCUCGGAUCCACUACCAAAUCCCAAUAGUAUUUCUAUGCAGACUCAACAACAAGCACCACUUAGCGUCACCAUACCAUCACAUCAUAUCAAACCAAGCCUAGUUAGCCAGCCAACGGAACCAUUCUCGGCACAAAUUGCCAUUCCCGUGAACAAGUCAACGCCAACUACUUCAGCUGUUGUGGCCCCAACAACCACAGCAACAGCUACAAACAUAUUUGGAUCGUCCACAGCGAUUACUUCAUCGACAUUCAGUUUUAAACCGCACAUUGCCGCUGCCACUGCAGCUCAAGUGAACACCGCAUCCUCCGACGCCAAUACCACAUUGAAUAAGACUACGGAAAGUGUUGGCAGUGACUUCAAUAAGUCCGGUGCCGAAGACGCAGAAUAUGACCCACGUCCAGAUUUCAAACCAAUUAUACCAUUGCCAGACGAGAUAGAAGUGCGAACAGGCGAAGAAGAAGAGGAGGUGAUGUUCUGCAAUAGGGCCAAACUAUUCCGUCACGUCGAAAAGGAAUGGAAGGAACGUGGAAUUGGCGACAUUAAGAUUCUCAAGAAUAAGGAUGGCUCCUCACGCAUCCUUAUGCGACGUGAUCAAACUCACAAGAUAUGUGCAAAUCACAAGAUUACUCCGGAGCUAAUAUUGACAGUUCCUAAUAAGGAAACCAAGGGCUUCAUAUGGGCAGCUAAUGAUUUUGCCGAUGAGGAGCUGCGACUAGAGAAAUUCUUUGUUCGCUUCAAGGUACCCGAAAUUGCCAAAGAAUUCCAAGAAGCUUUUAAAAAGGCCCAGAAGGAAGCAGAAUCAUUGACUUCCACAAAGGCUGAGGACGUUAAGACCAAAACAGCUGAACCGGCAGUUAAGCCAGCAGCGCCAUUCUCAUUGGCUAAAUCAUCAACAACGAACUUUGCCACCAGCACCCCAUCUCAACCUAAGCCAAUAUUCGGUCAGCCUCCUACAGCAACUGUGCCGGCUGCAACAACUGCUGCCUCCAGUACCCCUUCGACGACUCCAGCUUCCAAAUCGUUAUUCAGCGGUUUGAAUUUGUCUACCAAAACCACCAGCACCACUGAUUCGACUACUAAAACAUCUACCACCACCGCAUCUCCAUUUGCCAGCUUUUCCUUUGGAAAUUCCACAGCAUCCAACACUGGCAGCACCAGUAAUACAACUGCUACCGCCCCGACCACAACUGCUGCAACAGCCUCACCAUUUGCUAGUAUCUUCUCCAAUCUUAAUAAAUCGACUACAUCGCCAUUUAGUGCAAGUCCAGCUGUUCCCUCCGCUGUCACAGCAUCGCCUAGUGUAGGUGCAAAUGAUUCCGCCAAUGCUACAGCUUUGAACAAAUCGACAGCGUCCGAUGGCGAAGAUGAAUAUGUGCCAACUGCUCAGUUCAAACCAGUCAUACCUCUGCCCGAGUUAGUUGAAGUCACUACCGGAGAAGAAAAUGAGACAGUUCUCUUCGAGCACCGAGCUAAACUAUUACGCUUCGACAAGGAGGCCGGCGAAUGGAAGGAGAGAGGAUUGGGCAAUAUCAAAUUGCUGCAAGACAAGGACGACAGUAACAAAGUUCGUUUGGUUAUGCGACGUGAGCAAAUCCAUAAGUUGUGUUGCAACCAAAGGAUCUACAAAGAUACCCACUUCAAGUAUGCCAAGAAUUCUCAGACAGCCGUGUCAUGGGCUGGUCAGGACUACUCUGAAAAUGAACUGGUCACAGAAAUGUUGACUGUGCGCUUUAAACUUCCGGAAACGUGCAAGCAAUUCCUCGAUGCAAUAGAAAAGGUUCAAGCCCAAAUGUCGGGAGAUAGUGUGGAGGCCAACAAGGACAAUAAGACGACCGAUACAAAACCAGCUACAAAGGGCUUCGGUGAUGCCUUCAAGCCGAAAGCAGGCUCAUGGUCAUGUAAAGACUGUUAUACUUCGAAUACGGCAGAAACAUUGUAUUGUGUGGCUUGUGAUUGUCCCAAGGAUGAUACUGUGCCCAAGAAGGAAGUGAAAUCCAAUGUGUUGGCCACUAGUGGUAAAACUACGUUCAGUUUUGGAUUUGGUGCAGCUACUGCACCAGCACAGCCAGCAACUACAGCUGCAGUGCCAACUACAACUAAAUCAUCAUUUACAUUUGGCAUGCCAACACCAACUGCCACCAGUGCCGCUUCGAAACCGGCAACUGAGACUAAACCUGCUGCUGUCCCUAAGGAACCAACAUCAGGAUUUGGUGAUGCCUUCAAGCCCAAGGCAGGAUCAUGGACAUGCCAAGGUUGUUACCUCUCCAAUACCGGCGAUGCCAUCUAUUGUAAAGCUUGUGACGCCCCCAAAGAUGAUACUGUUCCCAAGAAAGACACCACCGCCAACACAAAUAGUGUCUUGAAUUUGUCGAAUCCAUCGGCGAAGUUUAGUUUUGGUUUUAAUUCUCCAGCUGCUGCGACGGCAACACCUAAAACAGAUACUACUACUGCCAAUAAACCUGCUGGCGGUGGCUUUAGUUUCGGCGCUGCUCCCGUUACUGCAGCCGAUAGCAAACAAGCUUCCUUGUUUUCAUUUGCUCCACCUACAGCUACCUCAACCGGGCUUGGCGGAAUAGGAGCCAAUACAGCUGUUUCUACAACUGAGCAACCUGGAAGUGCUCCACUUGGCAAGGCAACAUUCAGUUUCAGUCUGUCAUCGAAUUCAAUUCCAUCGACAGCGACCACAGCUGAUUCGGGAGCAAAUACCUUUUCACUGGACAAAAAAGAAUUCAGCUUUACAUUCAAACCUAAAAGUCCAGGCAAAGCAGGAAAGAGCCCACUGAAACUGGGAGGUGGUGAUGCCGAUGAUGGUGACGAUGGCGAUGGUGAAUACCAUGAAGAGGAGGAGAACAACACAUACUUUACACCAGUUAUACCAUUGCCCGAUAAGGUUGAAGUAAAAACCGGCGAAGAGGACGAAGACUUGUUGUAUGUGCAUCGGGCAAAGUUGUACCGUUUUACCGAGGGUGAAUGGAAGGAAAGAGGCCUGGGCAAUGUGAAAAUCUUACGCCAUAAGCAAACGAAGAAAUUGCGUGUAGUUAUGAGACGUGAACAGGUCCUGAAGAUAUGCCUCAACCAUAUACUCAACGAAGAUGUCGAUUACAAACGCAAGGACGAAAAGUCCUGGCUAUUUGUUGUCAACGAUUUCAGCGAGGGCGCUGUUGAAUUGGAACAAUUCUCUUUGCGCUUUAAAACCAAGGAAAUAGCCGAAGGAUUUAUGACUGCAGUUAAGAAUGCAUUAGACGGUACCGCUGAAGUCAUUGAGGCACCCGCCAACACUUCAAUUACAACACCCACAAAUACAAGUGCUCCCGCCAGUGCAUUAAAUAUUUCCGAAGAAGACAAAAAGACAGCAGACAAAUUGAAAUUGCCAUACGAGUUCUUUACGGCCAAACCAACAUGCACAGGAUGCCGUGGCUGCGAUCCAGACAAAUUUGUGUUUGCCGAAAUUAAGUCUAGCGAGCAGUUUGUCAGCCCAGACGAUACCAAAAAUCCCCUUGAGCCAAUGGAAUUACCGGAAUUGUCGCUACUGAACAAAUCGUCCAACCGCACGAUCCUGAAACAAAGCGCAUUAUCACCACUUUCUGCGAAAACUGAGACAACAAAAAUAAAUGAGAGUAUAUUUAGCGGUUUUGGAGGAGCGAAUUCCACGGCGUUUGGCGCUCCUGCUACCGGCGAUAAACCUUCUAAUGCCACAUUUUCAUUUGCCGCUGCACUAAAUAGUACAACUAAACCUGCAGAUGAAACUAAGAACGUGGGCGGCACACCCACCGCCGGGUCUGGAGGAUUCCUAUUUGGCAGUGGAUCGGCUUUGGGAGGUGGUUCAGCGACAGCAACUAGCGGUUCAAUAUUCGGCGGUGCUUCACAGGAAACUAAGUCGCCAUUUGCUGUUAAAACUAAUUUAUUUGGUGGAUCUGCUACGGUCGGUAACUCUACUCCUGCGGAUUCCACAUCUACAGAAAAGACUGCAACAAAGCCUUCCAUAUUUGGUGGUUCUGCCACUACAGGAACAUCGUCCGGCUCUAUAUUUGGUGGCAAACCUGUUUUUGGAUCUGGAUCGCCUGCUUUCAAUACCUCCGGCAAUGCAGCAGAUACCACUAAAUCUAUAUUUGGUACGACCACCAAUAAUAGCACUCAAAGUGUGGGAAGUGGCACUUCGAUAUUUGGUACUUCGGCCACCACAAACAGUAGUGGAUUUGGCGGAUUUGGGUCUACACAAGGCUCAAUAUUUGGAUCGAACACACCAACAUUUGGAAGUAUCGCCAAAGAUGCUGGAUCUAAGCUAACGUCUACUGCAUCAACAGGAACAGCAUUUGCAGACUUAUCUAAGACAUCCACAGCCGCUAUAGACUUUGCCAGUCUUGCGGCAAAGGCUGACAGUCAGCCGUUGUUGGGAAAACCUUCUGAAAAACCUGGCCCUGGUGGCUUCAUAGGUUUGACAAAUCAAGAUGCUUUCUCUAGUUUCAGUAAACCCCUCAAAGAUGCCGACACCUCCGCAAGCAAAUCCAAAGCAAACGAGUCGCAGAAAAGCAUAGAUGGCGGUGCUGCUGAUGAUGCCGCCGGCGAAAAUGAUGAGAAUUACGACCCUCAUUAUGACCCCAUUAUUGAGUUGCCAAAUGAAAUUGUCGUAACAACUGGCGAAGAAGAAGAAACCAAAAUCUUUGGAGAACGAGCUACACUUUACAGAUACGAUGCCACAAACAAGGAAUGGAAGGAGCGAGGUGUUGGCGAAUUAAAACUCUUAAUGCACCCAAUUAAACAAUCCUAUCGUUUGGUAAUGCGCCGCGAGCAAAUUCAUAAGUUAGUACUCAAUCACGCUGUCACCGGAGAUUUCCACUUUUCGAACAUGAAUAACAAUCCCAAGAGUUUUGUGUGGGCUACCAUGAAUUAUGCCGAAUCGUCGGAGGGAGAAUUGGAAAAACUGGCAGUGCGCUUCAAGAAAGUUGAAUUGGCCGAGAGUUUCAGCGCCAAAUUGAAGGAAUGCAUAGAUAAGUGUAAACAACGUGAAGGUGGUAAUUAA